Molecule: messenger RNA, 2837 nt
Organism: Cajanus cajan (pigeon pea)
Lineage: Eukaryota; Viridiplantae; Streptophyta; Magnoliopsida; Fabales; Fabaceae
Source: RefSeq, a predicted model, not a curated record
UGGUCUUCAACAUCCAGCCAAAAGCCAAAUCGAAAUCAAAGUGAGAUUUCCGUAAUUUCAUUUCAUUGUCCGAGCCUUCGAUUUGAGAAGGAAGAUGAAGAACGAAAGCGAAUUGGUUGGACUUUGCAUAGACGCAGCGUGUGAGAGCAGAGAAAGUGUCGAGAAAUGGCGGAUGCAGAGGCGCACUCUCGAUCGCUUGCCUUCUCCUCUCGCCGACGCUCUCCUCCGCCGCCUCAUCGCCCGCCGCCUCCUCUUUCCCUCCCUCCUCGAGGUUUUCAAGCAUUGCGUCGAAGAGGUUGACUUGAGAGGCGAAAACUCCGUGGAUGCUGAGUGGAUGGCUUAUUUGGGAGCUUUCCGCCACUUGCGCUGCUUGAACCUCGCCGAUUGUCAUCGAAUCAACUCUUCAGCUCUUUGGCCUAUUACAGGAAUGACGAGCCUUCAAGAGUUGGACCUAUCCAGAUGCUUCAAGGUCAACGAUGCUGGAAUUAACCAUAUUCUUUCCAUUCCUAAUAUGGAGAAGCUACGCAUUUCGGAAACAAGCGUCACUGCCAAAGGUGUCAAGCUUCUCGCCUCUCUUAAACACUUGUCUCUUCUUGACUUGGGUGGUUUGCCCGUAGAUGACGUGGCAUUAACUUCGUUGCAGGUACUGAAAAUGAUGCAAUAUAUUGAUCUUUGGGGUAGUAAAAUAUCAAAUGAAGGUGCUGCUGUUCUCAAUACGUUUCCAAAGUUGAGCUAUCUUAAUCUUGCUUGGACCAGUGUCACAAAAUUGCCUAAAUUAUCAUCUCUUGAAUGCCUGAACAUGAGUAAUUGUACUAUUGAUUCUAUACUUGAAGAUUAUAAAGCUCCUUUGGCAAAGCUCAUAUUCUCUGGGGCUACAUUCGUGAAUGAAGCUGAAACCUUGUUAUAUGCAAAUACAAAUUUUCUAUCCUUUUUGGAUGUAGCCCAUUCCAGCCUUAGCAGAUUCUUCUUCUUAAGUAAAAUGAAAGUAAUAGAGCAUCUCAAUCUCACCUCAUGCAUGAUGGGGGAUGAUUCAGUUGACAUGGUUGCUUGCGCUGGUGGAAACUUGAAAAGUUUGAAUCUGAGUGGUACCAGGGUUAGUUCUGUUGGAAUAGGAAUUUUAGCUGGACACGUUCCCAAUCUUGAAAUUCUGUCAUUAUCUCAGACAGCAGUAGAUGACACUGCCAUCUUAUUUAUUAGUAUGAUGCCUUCAUUAAAGGAUCUUGACUUGAGCAAUACAAACAUUAAAGGUUUUCUGCACCAAGGAAGGACUGAUGUGGACUCCCCACUCUCUCUAAUGGCUCUGCAAAAUCUUAAAUUAGAAAGGUUGAAUUUGGAGCAUACACAAGUUAGGGAUGAAGCUUUAUACCCUUUGUCAAGCUUCCAGGAGCUGAGAUAUUUAUCUCUUAAAAGUGCUUCACUUGCAGACGUGUCACUUUACUAUUUAUCAUCAAUUCCUAAAUUGACAAAUCUUAGUAUUUGUGAUGCGGUAUUGACAAAUUAUGGGCUUGAUAUGUUUAAGGCUCCUGAAACUCUGAAACUGCUGGACCUCAGAGGUUGUUGGCUCUUAACUGAAGACACUAUCUUGUCGUUCUGUAGAAAUCAUCCACAAGUUGAAGUCAGCCAUGAACUUGGUAGCGUAUUUCCUUUUAACCAAAAUGGACUUAAUCAUUCCACUCCAUCUCGCUCAACUUCCAGGACUAUGCAAAUGGCUAAGAAGAAAGAUCAGAUUCCCGUCUCUCCAUAUUUUGUAGACCAAAGAUUGAAGUAUAGCAGGGACGAGUUACUUGCAUUUCAGUUUACGUCUUUGCCUCUUGCAUCUAGUAGUGAAAGUGGCAGUUUAAUAUAUGAGAAACAAUUGGAUUGAAUUCAGAAAUCUCCUUUCAUAUAAUUGUUUGCACUCAUGGGAUUGAGAAGGGCAUGUGAUAUGAACAGAGAUGGCUUCAUGAUUAAUAGCUCAAGACGAUCACGAGGUGAAAGCUAAAUCAUGUUUUUGAUAGGGAAACCAAAUGUGAUGCUGUGCCUUGGCUCCAAGCCUCCAACUUAGUAUGGCUUAAAUAAAGGCUAAGACAUACAGCGAGAUAUCUAUGAUGGCGAAAAUCUUGGCCCUUGAAGAAGGCAUGCAUUAUUGAAUAAAGGUUAAUGGCAUGUCUCCAUAAAAUUGGGGGGAGAUGCUAAAAUGACCUCAAAUAGGCCUCUGUUGCUGUUGCAAUUGAACAACAUGAAAUAAAGGGUAGGGUAUUUGAUAUGAGAACUAAUGUCCAAGCUCAACACAACCACCUUAAUCGAAUACUAUUAAGUUUGGUUAAUUUCAAGGCUCAAGGUUCAACUGAUUAUAAGAUUGCAGGUUCCAUUGAGUGUAGGCUACGAGCAAUGACUCCGAGACAAAGGAAUGAAGAAAUAGUGGGAUGCAGAGCGAAUCAAACUCAGUGAAGAUACUUGAUACUUUGUUGUUCUAUGCACCAAUGGCAGGAUAGUAAAGGGACCAAGCUAGCUCCAUCCAAUCAAGAAUACAAAAUCUUGGAGUUUCCGUCUAGGUUUUAUGUCACAGAAAGAUGGAAAGGAUGGUGACGAUGCUUCGAAGGACAUCCUAAAGUGACUCGAAGAGAUAAGGACAAAGAAAGCUUUAAGCAUGGCUCAUGCAAAGAGAAUAUCGAGCUAGGGUUUUAAAUCCCUCUUUGGUCUUUUGAAACUACCAAUUCUAAAAUAGAAGGAUUUGUUGUAAUUUCUAUUUUUAUUUAAAUUAUUUUGAAUCGCAAAAAUAUUCCUGGGAAACAUUAAAAUCUAACAUUUUGUUUCAAGUAUAUCCGGGAAUAUUGGAAUAACAUUUCAAAUGAUAA